Melopsittacus undulatus (budgerigar) is the source of this 2494-nucleotide messenger RNA. Its product is annotated as lamin-L(III)-like. Bases 1 to 1761 code for a protein of 586 amino acids. The record is from RefSeq and is a predicted model, not a curated record. Gene Ontology annotation, cellular component: nuclear envelope; nuclear lamina. Gene Ontology annotation, molecular function: structural constituent of cytoskeleton. Gene Ontology annotation, biological process: protein localization to nuclear envelope; nuclear envelope organization; nuclear migration. The transcript has 12 exons. NCBI's taxonomy places the organism in Eukaryota, Metazoa, Chordata, Aves, Psittaciformes, Psittaculidae.
AUGGCCACGGUUCUUUGCUCUACGCCCAUAAGCGGGACCCACUCUCCCGACCGUGCCGCCGCCUCGCUGCAGAGCCCGACGCGGCUAAGCCGGCUGCAGGAGAAGGAGGAGCUGCAGCAGCUCAACGACCGCCUGGCCGCCUACAUCGAGCGGGUGCGGGCGUUGGAGACCGACAACUCGGUGCUGCAGCAGCGGGUGGCCGAGCAGGAGGAGGGUAUCGACCGGGAGCUGAGCACUCUGCGUCUUCGCUAUGAGGCAGAACUGGCCGACGCCCGCCGGGCGCUGGACGACAUCGCCAUGGAGCGGGCCACGCUGCAGGUGGAGCUGGGCAAGAUGGGCGAGGAGCACCGGCAGUUGCACAGUAGGAAUUCAAAGAAAGAAGCUGAUUUAAACCUGGCACAGGCUCGUAUGAGGGACCUUAAUGCUCAGCUGAACGCGAAGGAAGCUGACUUAGCAACGGCUUUGAGUGAAAACCGCAGUUUAGAGAAUGACCUUCACGAGUUAAAGGAUCAAGUAGCCACUCUGGAGCUGUCAUUACAAGAUACCAAAAAGCAUCUCCACAGUGAAAUGUUGAGGAGGGUGGAUCUGGAAAAUCACAUGAAAACUCUGCAGGAACAAAUGCAAUUCCAGAAGCACCUUCAUGAAGAUGAGCUCAAGGAGACAAAAAGAAUCUAUGAGAGCAGGCUAGCAGAAAUAGAAUCCGGCCGUAAGAGAGAAUUUGAGAGUAAGCUCUCAGAUGCUCUGCAGGGGCUCAGAAAACAACAUGAAGAGCAAAUUCAAGAAUACAAAGAGGAACUGGAGCGAACAUUCAAUGCAAAAGUGGAGAAUAUCCAGCAAUCUGCAGCAAAAAAUAGUGACUUUGCCAAUGCUGCUCAGGAGGAGCUGAUGGAAACAAAGCUGAGAGCUGAUACUCUGACAUCUCAAGUUCAUCAAUAUCAAAGCCAGAAUGCUGCUUUGGAGAACAGAAUAAGGGAGCUACAAGAGAUGCUGGAUUAUGAUCGUGAUCUCAAUAGGAGACGUUUGGCUGAAAAAGAGAAAGAAAUCAUGCAAGUCCAGCAGCAGGCACAAACACAGUUGGAAGAAUAUGAGAAUCUUUUAGAUGUGAAACUAGCUCUAGAUCUGGAAAUAAGUGCCUACAGAAAGAUGCUGGAAGGAGAGGAACAGAGGUUAAAGCUGUCACCCAGUCUGUCUUCACACAGCAUUGCAACUCCAGCAACAAGUCAAGGGCGACAGCUCCCACAGGGGAAGAAAAGGAAAAUUAAAGCCAGAAAGAGAGCUCAUAGUACUGGAUUUAAGACUGUUCAGCAUGCUUCAUCUUCUGGAAAUAUAUCUAUUGAAGAAAUUGAUGCAGAUGGGAAAUUUGUUAGGCUUAAAAACAACUCUGAUGAGGAUCAGCUGCUACAUGGAUGGGUAUUAAGACGACAUCUUGAAACUGUGUCAGAUGCAACAUACAAAUUUCCUUCACUGUUCACUCUUCAGGCAGGACAAGUAGUUACAAUCUGGGGUGCAGCUGCUGGUGUAAGCCCUGGUCCUAGUGAUCUGGUCUGGAAGUCUCAGAAGUCUUGGGGAACUGGCGAUAAUAUUGGUGUUACACUCAUCACAGAUGAUGGUGAGGAGCUUGCAGAGAGGAAGAUAAUGCAGAUACCCAGAGAAGAAGGUGGUGAGCAAGAUGAUGAUUAUGAAGAAGUAACUGGAAGUGAAACAGAGUUUCCACCUCGGACCAAAAGAAGAAAGAAAAAGAAAUGUUGUUUGGUUUCAUGAUAGUGGUUCCUGUGAGCAUCUUUAAGCAGCAACUUUACAGUGCAGUUGAGUGCCAUUUAUGGUAAGAAUCAAUUCUAGUAUUUCUACUUAAAUCUUAAUGUUAUUCCUGUCUGCUGAAUCCCUGUCAAACUUUUGUCAUACAUCUUUUGCUGCAUUGGUAGAACUGAAAUAAUGGUGGCAUAAUAGAAAAUAGUUCAGUUCUUGCAUGCAAUAAAAUGAUGCAAAGAAAGCAUGCUGUGCUUUAAAGGAAGGCAAGGUUUCCAUGGGUUUUGCUUCUGCUUUUACCAUCCUAAGUAGAGUAGCAUGAACCUGCAUGCCAGUCAAGUUUUAAUGAGGCACUGAUAGUAGGCUUGAUGACCUUCCAUUAAAGAAGGCUUGGGCUCAUGUAUUGCAUGGACUCAAAUUCUUAAAAGCUUCUAUUUUCCCCCCAAAACAUCUAGUACAGUUCAGGUAUUGCCUCUCUUGAAAACCUGCUUUGCUUUAUUCAUAAGUAACUAAAUUUAUAAAAUGCUGCAGUUCCCCACAUUCCUGUAUGAGGAACAAGUAGGUAACUAGCAAUAAAUAUGUCUGCAUAUAUGCUAAUGAGCCUCAUGUCUUCAUUUUUUAUUUCUGCAGCAAAAUGAGGAUACCAGCUGUUCUGUCAUGUAAUAUGAACAAAGAUAAUCUGAAAACACUGUCAAUCCCAGGUGACACAGACAUGUUUUGGCAUCUUCUACAGUAUCUGAAACUUGGA